Molecule: messenger RNA, 757 nt
Organism: Cuscuta campestris
Lineage: Eukaryota; Viridiplantae; Streptophyta; Magnoliopsida; Solanales; Convolvulaceae
Source: the annotation of a GenBank genome assembly
AAUCUGUGUGUCUAUAUAUAUAUAUAUAUAUAUAUAUAUAUCAGUGAUGGGUCCCAGGUAGUUUCUCUUUGAUCCUCUCAAUCACACUCUUCUUCUCGGGAUGAUGAUGAUCGCCGGCAAGGGGUGCGCUGCUGUGGCUCACCGUGGUGGCGGCGGCCGCCCCCUGCGGGUAAAGACUGGCCGGCGCCUGCAUUUUUUGAUCAUCAUCCUCAUCAAUAUUUUUAUUAUGCUUAUUCCCGGCGGGCAGCAGCUUCUCUUUGAUCUUCUCGGUCAGUCCUUUCUUCUUUCUUCUUCUUCUCCCCCCUUGCGCGUCUUCUUCUUCUGACUGCUAAACAUUACCAAUUCACCAUAUAUUUAUUUAAUUAAUUAAUUUCUCCCUCUCAAUUACUCCGCAAUUUAUUUCAAAACGAUUCUUUAACGUAAUAAAAGGAUUCUUUAGCUUCUGCUUUGAGUAUAAGUGAUUUUACUCUGUUUGGCAUGUCAACUUUUGCUUUUCACAACCACUAUUUUGUACAUAAAACAUCGUUUCAGAGAAGCAGGUAUGAGGUGUUUUUGCUUUUAGCUUUUGUGGAAAUCACUUUAUCCAUAAGUUAAUCACUUCCAAACACCCUCCCUCCCAAAAAGAAUGGGACGGUUUGACUUUUUGGGAAAUUAAGAGAGGAAUAUUUUGGUAUUGACUUUCCAAAAAUACUCUUGAUGUGAUGGGUAAAAGUAGGAUGUGAUGAGUAGAUUAUUAGAAAAAAGGUAUGAUGUUAUA